AUGGAGGACGCGUCGCAAGACGUCCUGUUGCCCAGCACCAGGAUAGUCCAAGACCCGCUUAGUGUGACCACGUUGGAGUGCAAUGAUCGGCGUUCCCACGAUGCAUCUGACGCUCGCCAAACAUCUGAGACCCAACAUAACUUGCACACAGAGAUCUCCGAACUGCAAACUCUUGUGCGUGACCUCCAGGGCCGUUUUGCAGGCUUUCCAGCCAUACGGUCGCGAUAUCGUCUUAGCUCACAUGACUUCAAUCGACUCGAUGAGUAUCUAGAGAAAGUGGGUUGGGACAAUUUGCGAUACGACUACUUCAUCGACACUCAAGACUUCGUCCCACGAAUGCCUCAUUCCGACAAGCACGAGUUUAUCCACCUGCAUUUCAUCAUCCUCAUUCUGGACAAACUCAAGCAGCUAUGUUCUCAACAUCAAGUCCAAUGUCCGUUCUCAGCGUUUGUAUCUGCCGCCGUCAUGGACGAGCAAGGCAGCGUGCUCAUGCCUGACAAUCAGAUCAAGUACAAAAGCUGGAAAAAGCCGGUCCUAGUUUUAGAGGUCGACGACUCACGGUCCAUGGAGAGCUUGAAUGACAAGGCCACUCGGUACAUCCAGGCUGGAAGAGGGAACAUUCGUUACGUUGUUGCUUUGAAGGUUCAUAGGGACUCGCAGGCGGUUGAUCUGACGCUGGCGACACCCAAUUUCACCUCCAGCGGCCCAUCGACAGUUUUGGAAAAAUAUGACAUGCCUAGGUGA
Molecule: messenger RNA, 744 nt
Organism: Exophiala xenobiotica
Lineage: Eukaryota; Fungi; Ascomycota; Eurotiomycetes; Chaetothyriales; Herpotrichiellaceae
Exons: 2
Coding region: 1-744 (247 amino acids)
Source: RefSeq, a predicted model, not a curated record